Molecule: messenger RNA, 2897 nt
Organism: Culicoides brevitarsis
Lineage: Eukaryota; Metazoa; Arthropoda; Insecta; Diptera; Ceratopogonidae
Product: hemicentin-2-like
Exons: 18
Coding region: 1-2892 (963 amino acids)
Source: RefSeq, a predicted model, not a curated record
AUGAAAUUAUUACCGCAAAAAGUUAUACAUGCUCCGAUAAAAGUAGGAAGCCGCAGGAGAAUUUCACUCGUGCAUUGUUUGUGGAUUUUGUUGUACGAGUUUUGUCUCGUCGCGGAUGCGAGGAGCGGGAAGAUUAUCAAUGAAAAGCAUGUGCAUGCAGUCAAUAUCGAAGCUGUCGAGGGACGAAGUAUCUCCCUGCCAUGCCCAAUGUCAACAAAUAUACGUGAUGUUUAUAUGGUGCUGUGGUUUAGAGACACCGCUGGAAUUCCAUUGUACAGCUUCGACGUUCGUGAUAAGUCCUUUUCGAAACCGAAACAUUGGUCAGCGCCAGAAGUUUUCGGUCCACGUGCCAAAUAUAGCUUAGAAACGCAACCAGAAUCAUUAAUUAUUAAGGACAUUAAACGCCAUGAUCAGGGCAUUUAUCGUUGCCGCAUCGACUUUCGUACGAGUCAAACGCAAAGCUUUAGAUAUAAUUUAUCAGUAAUAAUUCUACCUGAGCAACCAAUUGUAUUAGAUAGAUGGGGCGUUCAAUUAAAUGGCACAAAGCUCGGGCCAAAACAGGAAGGAGAUGAUCUCAUGAUAACGUGUCGUGUGGUUGGAGGUCGACCCCAACCUCAAGUACAAUGGUUAAUUAAUGGCGACGUUAUCGACGACGAAUGCGAGCAAAAUUCCGGCGAUGUCAUUGAAAAUCGUCUCUUAUGGCCCUCCAUCGCUCGCAACGAUCUCAAUUCCGUGUUCACGUGUCAAGCCUUAAACACGCUGCUGGUUGAACCAAAGGAAACGAGUUUCGUUCUGGAUAUGAAUUUGAAACCCUUAACUGUGAACAUAAUGGAUCCGCCAAAUCGUUUAGUUGCUGAUCGUCGAUACGAAGUUACCUGCAUCAGUACUGGAUCUCGGCCAAAUGCCAUUAUAACUUGGUGGAAAGGAAAAAGACAAUUACGUAGAACAAAGGACGACAUUUUAAACAACACGACACGGAGUGAACUGAGCUUUGUCCCGACAACGGAGGACGAUGGCAAAUCGAUAACGUGCCGAGCGGAAAAUCCAACCGUAAAUGGACUUUUUAUGGAAACAUCAUGGAAAUUAGAUGUUGUUUAUCCGCCGCUCGUCACGCUGCGUCUCGGCUCGACUCUCUCCCCAGAUGACAUCAAGGAAGGCGACGACGUUUACUUCGAGUGUCAUGUGCAAGCGAAUCCGCAAUGGAGGAAGCUGUCAUGGUUACAUGACGGCGUUGUGUUGACACAUAAUACAACAGCGCGCAUCAUCCGGUCCAAUCAAAGUUUAGUGUUGCAGAAAAUAACGAAAAAUUCCGCCGGAAAUUACGCAUGCAGCGCAAUAAACCCCGAAGGAGAAACUGUGAGCAAUCAGUUGUCGUUGAGAGUGAAAUAUGCGCCUGUUUGUUCUGCCGAUCGUGUGAUUUUAAUUGGAGCUGCUAAAAACGAAAAUAUCGAGAUUCCUUGCGAAAUUCAUGCAGAUCCGCCUGCACGGACAUUUCGAUGGAAAUUCAAUAACUCGGGAGAAACGUUAGAUAUGAAUAGCGAUCGGUUUUCGAUAAAUGGGACAAAUAGCGUGCUCAAGUACACGCCGAUAACGGAUCAGGAUUACGGAACCCUUUCAUGUUGGGCUUCCAACGAAGUCGGUAUGCAAGUACAAGCGUGCGUUUUUCAAGUUGUUCUCGCAACACUCCCGUCUAUCGUGAGCAAUUGCACGCUUCACAAUCAAACGCAUCAAAUUGUCGAAAUUCAAUGCCUGCCUGGAUACGAUGGCGGAUUGCCGCAAGUCUUCGUGCUAGAAAUGCGUUCGAAGAAAACGAAUCGGAUCAGAUUCAAUUUCACGAAUUCUGAGGAGCCAUAUUUCAUGUUGGACACACUGGAUGCCAUCAAUGCACAAAUGACGAAUGAAAAUGACUCGCUUACGUCAAUUAUUUAUGCGAUGAAUCAAAAGGGCAGGAGUGCGGGUGCCUUGAUACGAGAAUUGAAGAUUGGAGAGUCGUUGAGACAAGAAGAUCCUCCGGAUUCCUUGGAGCUGUCGCCAAUACUAAUUGGAUCCGUGCUCACCGUCUUCAUUUUGUCAUUCUUCAUUUUCUUCAAAAUUUGUAUAGCUAGUCUUUUAAAGAAUUGCAAAGAGCAGCAACAGCAGGACAUAAAAAUAACACAACAAUCAUUAAUUUUAAGUAGUACUAAUAAUGGCAGUAGUAAUAAAGAGGAUGCUAUUAAGAUCAAUGGCAGUACGCAAAAGUCCCGAUGGCAACACUCAAACACCGAAAUAAAUAAUAAAACAAAAUCAAUAAUAGAUGUAGUCGAAGACGAACGAGAUCCUGAUGUGAUACCAUCACAAUAUUCAACAGUGGGUUCAACACCCACUCCAGAUCAUUAUGCGCCGCAACAGCAGCCCAAGCAAGGACAUCUACAAGGGCACAUUCAGAGUCCUUGUUCAAUAGAUGACAUCAAUAAACUUCAAUUGAACUCGUCGUCAGUGUAUUAUAACAACGUUUCGACACUUCCCAUGACGAACAGUUAUAGUAAUAGUAAUAGCAUAAAUAAUAGUAAUAAUUUGCAUCAUGUACAACACAAAAAUCUCCUGUAUCAAACGCUUGAUGGGCAAAUUAAUUCCAUCGCGACAACGUCGAAAGACUUUACGACACUUGUGACGACGAAUGCCCUUGCAAAUUCGUCGCCAGCUACCUCGCUCAUGUCCAUGUCGCUAUCAUCUACAGCGACGCUUCCCUCAAAUCAUCAUCAUCAUCCGACGUUAGGGGGCAGUGUGAUCGGCCCAAGCGGCGGAAUGUCAACGAGCGGGCAUAUUACCGUUGGCGGAAGUGAUCUAGACCUUAACAUAAAUGCGAUUAAAGAUCGUCUCAUGACGACUCGCGUACCCGAAAGCUGUGUUUAAACAAA